This is a messenger RNA of Hylaeus volcanicus, 1449 nucleotides long. RefSeq lists its product as uncharacterized. The record is from RefSeq and is a predicted model, not a curated record. The transcript is spliced from 9 exons. Bases 1 to 1440 code for a protein of 479 amino acids. Gene Ontology annotation, molecular function: microtubule binding. NCBI's taxonomy places the organism in Eukaryota, Metazoa, Arthropoda, Insecta, Hymenoptera, Colletidae. Gene Ontology annotation, cellular component: cilium; ciliary basal body.
AUGGAGAGUGGCUCAGUGUUUGCAGAAAAUCGAAAUGACGAGUUAUUAGAAGAAAUCGAAACUAUCGAAGGAUUUCUGUCUGCCGUGGAUGCAGAGACAGCCGAAGAAAUUUCAAACUUAUCCAAACAAAUGUAUGCACAAAUUAAUAGAGUAGACAAUUUAAAAACUCAAAUUGACACCGUGGAAAAUGAUCGAGUAAAAAAUAAACAAUCUCACGAAGAUAAUGUAGAAUUAUUAAAUCAAAAAUACAAAGAAAACAAAGUUGAAUUGGUUUCCCAGAUCAAAGUUUUAAAUGCUAAAAUCAACACUUUGGAAGAUUUUAAAAAAAUGCAAACUGCGUUAGAAGAGAAGUUUAAAGCACAUGAUGAACAUAGAAUAGAAAACAACAAAAAAGUUAAAGAUAGUCUGGAGAGUAUCAGUCAAAAGUUUGAAUUUGAUAAAGAAAUGCUCAAAAAUGAAUUGUAUUAUCGUCUUCUUAAUGUGGCAGCCCAAUUCCAAAUAGAAACUAAUAAACAUAUAAGUUUACCAAAUCAAAGAUUAAUGCGAGAAAAUAUUAUGUUAAAAAAUGAAUUAAUAAAAAUUUCUAACGAUAUUUCGCUGGAAAAAGAAUUUGAAAGAAAUAUUGUUUUAAAGUAUUUCCUUUUUCAAACAUUUUUGUCUUGUAGAAAUUUAACUGUUCAACACAGGAAGGAUAUUGUUGUUCACCAUUCAAAUAUAAAAGGAAACAUAGUUACGAGAAAAGUACAACAUUUGUUGUUAACAUCUUUACAGAAGAAAUUUGAAAGAAUGAAAAAACGUUUAUCUGUUAUAAAAAUCCCUGAUCCAGCAAUAGAAGGAAAAUGUUUGACAUUGAUCGAAAAUGCUCAACUAGAAGAGCAUCAAGCCAACUUUUAUCUUUCAAAAUUAGAAACUUUACUUCACAAAGAACGAACAAAAGUAGGUGUUACAAAAUAUUUACAGAAGAGAAUAGAAUGCAAAAUAAGGGCAGUUGUAGAGACACUUUACGACUUCAAAUAUAUUGUAAUGUGUUUACUCAAGUGUUCUACAACAGGAUCAAGUUAUAUUAAAUUGCUCUUAUCUUUGCAAAACAAACUCAUUAAAGGACAAUUAAAAUUUCGGUGUGGUAUUGUCAAAUCGAUUGAGACUAUAUUACGAGACACAAAAUAUUGUUCUGAAGAUUUGAAAGAAGUUUCUGAAAAUGCUGUUUUCGAGAUAAUGGCGGACUCUGACGAUAAAGAAGUAUCGUACAAGCCAGUUUUAGAUGAACAAAAAUUAGAAACAGAAAGGAGCGAAGAAAAAGAAAUUUCUACCGAAAGUAGUGUGUUUAGUGAAUUCGAUAAAACGUUUAAAGAUACUACGUUAUUCGACAUCGAUUCAGAAGAACAUUUUACUGAGUUCGUAGAAGAUGAAGAAUCAUUAUUUGAUAUUAAUGAAGAAUAAAGCUCAUAG